This is a messenger RNA of Vidua chalybeata, 1505 nucleotides long. It is a transcript of the gene STAP2, whose product is annotated as signal transducing adaptor family member 2. The coding region runs from base 283 to 1341 and encodes 352 amino acids. The transcript is spliced from 10 exons. The record is from RefSeq and is a predicted model, not a curated record. Lineage: Eukaryota; Metazoa; Chordata; Aves; Passeriformes; Viduidae. Gene Ontology annotation, molecular function: signaling adaptor activity.
GCUCAGCCCCGCGCCGGUCACGGACCCCCGGCCCGGCAGCGACCCCCGCCCGCCGCUCUUCUCCUCGGGGAGGGACACGGGGGACACCGGCACCGGGAGUGGGAGCGGGAGCUUGCUGGGGGGGGCAGCCCCGCACCUGCUGCGUCGGAAGGGAGGGACACGGGGGCUCAGCCCCGCACCGGGGAUCCCCCGGCCCGGCCGGGACGCCCGCCCGCCGCCCUUCGCCCCGGCCCGGGCGGGGCCGGUGCCGGGAACUGCGGUGGCUCCUGCGCGGUGGCGGAGAUGGAGCGGCCGGUGCCGCUGCCCCGGGGGACCCGGCCCUGGGCCCGGCACUACUACGAGGGCUUCGUGGACAAGUGGGGGCCGCGGGAUCAGGGCUACCGGAGGGUCUGGGCCGGGCUGCUGGGGCUCAAACUCGCCUUCUACACGGGGCCCCAGGACCACGAGCCCCUGGAGCUGCUGGACCUGGGCGAGCUGGUGACCGUGCAGGCCGAGGGUGGGGUGCUCGUCCUCAAGCUGAGGGGACAGGAGGUGACAAUGAAGACAGAGAGCUGGGAGAAGCAGGAGAUGUGGCGGGGAUUCAUCCUGACCAUGGCCAAGAUGAAGAUUCCCCAGGACCUGGCGCUGCUGCCCGGACACAACUUCCAGCUCCUGCAGGCUCUGCGGGAGGAGCAGGAGCACAGGGACACCCCCGUGUCGCCGACCACCCCCGUGUCGCCGACCACCCCCGUGUCGCGGACCACCCCCGUGUCCCCGACCACCCCCGUGUCCCCGACCAUCCCCGUGUCGCCGACCACCCCCGUGUCCCCCAGCCCCUCCGAGCCGGUCCCCAGCUGUUUUUUCCAGGUGACGCGUGCCGAGGCCGAGCGGCUGCUGGAGCAGAGCGCGGGCAGGGGGAACCUGCUGCUGCGGCCCGGGGGACACGGCCAGGGCGUCUCGGUCACCACGCGGCAGGAGCUGGACGGGACAGCGCUGCUGAGGCACUACAGGGUGAAGAGAGAGGACCAGGGCUACGUCGUCGACGUGGAGACCCCGCACCGCUGCUCGUCGCUGGCAGAGGUGGCGCAGUUCUUCGUGCGCCGCAGCAAGGGCAGGCUGCAGCCCCUGGAGCCCGAGUACAGCGCCCAGCUGGAGUUCGUGCCGAUGGAGGGGAGCCCCCCCCCGGCUGCGGCCGCGCUCGGGCCGGCCCUGAGGAGGGGGAGGCCGGCCCUGAGGAGGCGCAGAGGCCCCCCCGGGCUGGGGCUGGUGCCCGAGGAGCAGAUCUACAUGAACGACCCCGGGAGUACCCAGGAGCUGCUCAGGGAGCUGCAGAAGAAGCUGCAGCUGCGCCAGGCUCAGUGAUGGGGACACUCUGGGGGGGUCCCGCUGGCCCCCACUCUGUGCCAGCAGCCAGCAGGGGCAGUGGGACCCCCUCACCCUCAGGGAAAGCUGUCCCCAGUGUCCCCUGGCCUGGGGUGACACUGGGGAAGGAACCCCCUCAUGUUAGAGGGGGGGCACUGUAAAUA